This is a messenger RNA of Leopardus geoffroyi (Geoffroy's cat), 3520 nucleotides long. RefSeq names its product ArfGAP with dual PH domains 2 (gene ADAP2). Gene Ontology annotation, biological process: positive regulation of GTPase activity. The transcript is spliced from 11 exons. Lineage: Eukaryota; Metazoa; Chordata; Mammalia; Carnivora; Felidae. Gene Ontology annotation, cellular component: intracellular membrane-bounded organelle; plasma membrane. Bases 126 to 1325 code for a protein of 399 amino acids. Gene Ontology annotation, molecular function: phosphatidylinositol bisphosphate binding; GTPase activator activity. The record is from RefSeq and is a predicted model, not a curated record.
GCGCGGGCGCGCGGGAGGCGCAGGGGCUGAGUCCCUUUCCACCUGCCGGCGCGAGCGCAGCGCCAUGGGCGGCCGCCAGCCGGGGGACCGCCGGGCUGAGCCCCGCUGAGCCCACCGGGCCGGCCAUGGGCGACCGCGAGCGCAACAAGAAGCGGCUGCUGGAGCUGCUGCAGGCGGCGGGCACCGGCAACUCUCACUGCGCCGACUGCGGGGCGGCGGAUCCUGACUGGGCCUCCUACAAGCUGGGCAUCUUCAUCUGUCUGAAUUGCUCCGGCGUCCACCGCAACUUCCCAGACAUCAGCAGAGUUAAAUCCGUGAGACUUGACUUCUGGGAUGACAGUACCGUGGAGUUUAUGACCCACAACGGGAACCUCCGUGUGAAGGCCAAGUAUGAAGCCAGAGUCCCUGCUUUCUACUAUAUCCCCCAGGCCAACGACUGUCUGGUCUUAAAGGAACAGUGGAUUCGAGCUAAGUAUGAAAGACAGGAAUUCAUGGCCGAUGGGAAAACCAUCUCACCCCCAGGUAACCGAGAAGGGUUCUUGUGGAAGCGGGGAAGAGACAAUGCACAGUUCCUGAGAAGGAAGUUUGUUCUCCUGGCAAGAGAAGGCCUCCUGAAAUACUAUACUAAAGAAGAGGUUAAAGGCCCCAAAGCUGUCAUCAGCAUCAGAGACUUGAAUGCCACCUUUGAAACAGAGAAGAUAGGGAACCCCCACGGGCUGCAGAUCACCUACAGGAGAGAGGGCCACAUCAGGAACCUGUUUGUGUACCACGAAAGUGGGAAGGAGAUAGUGGACUGGUUCAAUGCCCUCCGUGCAGCCCGUCUGCAGUACCUAAAAACGGCCUUUCCUGAGCUCCCAGAGUCUGAGCUCGUGCCCCUCAUCACCAGGAACUACCUCAAACAAGGCUUCAUGGAAAAGACGGGCCCAAAGCAGAGAGAACCUUUCAAGAAAAGGUGGUUCGCCCUGGAUCCCCAGGAGCGGAGGCUGCUCUAUUACAAGAACCCACUGGAUGCCUUUGAACAGGGCCAGGUUUUUCUUGGGAGCAACGAGCAGGGGUAUGAUGUAUAUGAAGACCUGCCCAAGGGCAUCCGAGGGAACCGCUGGAAAGCUGGCCUCACCAUCAUCACCCCUGAGCGGAGGUUUGUCUUCACCUGCCCCAGUGAGAAGGAGCAGCGGGAAUGGCUGGAGAGCUUUCAGGAGGUCCUCUCCCGCCCCCUGACGCCCCUCAACCUCCUCGUAGGACUGCAUUGCCGUGGUUAUUGGCUCAGCUCUCUUCUUGUUCCUCUGGCAGCUGCAUCAACAGAGGGCAGCCACGGCCGCAGGUGACCCAUUAGCUGAGGAGCUGGCCACUGGUCACCCGAAGCUUGUGGUGGGAAGGACAAGUUCUCACCUUGGCCUGGGUUGCCCAGCUGGAGGGCCCCAUAGGCAACAGCCAUCGCCGGCCAUGAACUCUGCCAAGACUGAAGCUUUGGCCUUUACCUGUUGGCUCCCCAGGCCUUCCCACUGCCCAGCCCUGGGGGUCAUGGGGCUCUGGCACAUGUCCUCAAGGCCCAGGACAUCUGAAAUGAAGGCACCGCAAUGGAAAGCCACCCACCGUGUCAUGCAAGUGGCAUUUUUGCUCAAAGAGAAAAAAAGUUUAAUCUGGAUCUAACCAUGAGGAACUAAUCAGACAAAUUCACAUUAGAGACAUUCUCUGAAACAGCUGGCCUGGACUCUUCAAAAGUGUCAGUAUCAUGAAAGGAUAAAGUAGUGAGGAAAGGGUUCUAGAUUUAAAAAGACUAAGGAGGCAAGAAAAUGCAAUUCAUGAUUCUUGACUGGAUCCUGGAUUUUUAUGAUUUAUUUUUUUAAAGAUUUUUAUUUGUAACUAAUCUCUACACCCAACGUGGGGUUCAAACUUACAACCCCGAGAUCAGGAGUCGCACACUCUCCUGACUGAGCCAGCCAGGCUCCCCUGGAUCCUGGAUUUUUACAAAGCAGCUAUAAAAGACAUAAUGGAGAUAACUGGGGAAGUUUGAACAUGGAUGUAUACUAGCCAAGAGUGUUGUAAAACUGAUAAUUAUGUUGUCUUUGUGUAGAUUGUUCUUGUUCUUCAGGGAUACGUGCUGAAGUGUUCAGGGGUAAAGUGUAAUAAUUUUUAGUCUACAACUGUCUCUGAAAUGGUUUGGCAAAGAAUAAGUGUAUGUGUACAUGUAUAUAUAGAGUAUAUACAUAUAUAUAUGUAUAUAUAUAGUGUGUAUAUACAUAUAUAUAGUGUGUGUGUAUAUGUGUAUAUAUAUAAGAUAGGAAAUAUAUAUACAGGGAAAGAGCUAGAGAAAGCGAGCCACUCUGCAACAUGUUAGCAGCUGAUGAAUCCAGGUGAAGUAUAGACGAGUCUCUAUUGUCCUUUUUGUGCAAACUUUCUAGAGAUUCAAAAGUGUUCAAACUUAAAAGUUGGAAGUGGGGGAAACUUUUAAAGAGACCAUCCACUUCUCACUCUUCAAAAGCACUGUUUUUUCUACAUGAAUCAAAAAUGUCCGUGGCAAAGUCCCAUCUUUGUGCACAUCUGAGAAGAAAUUAAAACCCAGAUUAAUAAACAGAACAAAACUUUCUGGGAAGAAAGAAGCAAGCCAAGGAGAACCCCACUGGACCCCAGGGCAGAGAGAGAGCCAUCCAGUCGGCGUGCCAGCUCUGGCUUUGCCACUAACUUGAGAUUGUUGGACACCUCACCUUCCUACCUAUGUGCCUUGGUUUUUUGCUUUCAAAUGAGGAAGUUGUACUAACUAUUGAAAUGCGAUGCAAGCAACACAUACUUUUGAGCAGCCCCCCCGGUGCCAGGUUCUGUGCCAAGCCCUGGGAACAGGGCAGGAACCAGAUGGUACCUGCUGUCACAGAUUAUAGGCUUCUGGAAGGCAACUCUUAUACAGGGUGGGACAAUAGCACACGUGUCCAGAAAGGAAAAUACAGGCUGCUGUGGGAGCAUGCAACACAGGGUUACCCCUAAGGAGGGGGAGGGGGGGGCCUCCAUCCUCUCCAGAAAGUGAUGUUAAGUUGAAACCUUAAAAGUAUUUAGAGGUUAGUCAAAGGGAAGAGGGUGAGGAAAACGCUCGUCUGAGGGAAAAAAAUGUUCAAAGGCCCUUAGAUGGCAAAGAGGAACCGAAAGAAACUUGGAAAGGCCGAAAUGUUAGAGAAAUAGAUCACCGAGGUCCCAGCUCUAUGAUUCUUUGUCCUUCAGGUGACGUGCAGAAAGACACUUAGCGUUCUCUCUUCAUUUUGGUGGAGACCCAGAGGGCUGGGAGCGUCUUAUUCUCUGCUUUUUGUGGGGGUUUCCUAUGGAUCCCCCAGAGGGCUAGCAAAGUUAUUGGAGUGUCUUUGUUGAGGCUUCCUGACAGCCCAGACAUGAUGUGGGUGCUCCCUCUUCUGGCUCCUAAAGCACCUUGAAAAUGUCUGUUUCAACACCUGCUGGGUUGUAUAUUAAGGGUCUGCUUUUUUUUUUUUUUUUUUUUUUUUUUUUAAACUACCGGUGAGCUCUGUCUAGAGAGGAA